Messenger RNA from Perognathus longimembris pacificus (Pacific pocket mouse), 5085 nucleotides. RefSeq names its product myopalladin (gene Mypn). The transcript has 20 exons. The coding region runs from base 226 to 4185 and encodes 1319 amino acids. Lineage: Eukaryota; Metazoa; Chordata; Mammalia; Rodentia; Heteromyidae. The record is from RefSeq and is a predicted model, not a curated record.
GGCUCCAGUGGUGACAGGUUGUCCAGCUUCUUACAGCCAUCUUCACUGAAACUGAAGUUAACUCCUCACUGUCUAUGGACAACGACUCUCUGUUUCCAAGGGCUUGAAGACUUUUUUUCACUUUUCUCCUGUGCUGUCAUCUCCAAGUUCUCCUUUGGAUAAUUAUCUUUGAAGCGGAUUGCCUGGGUUGAACAUCCUCAUCUGGGUCAACUAUAAAAAGAAAGCAUGCAAGACGACAGCAUAGAAGCUUCUACGUCCAUCUCUCAACUUCUAAGAGAGAGCUAUUUAGCUGAAACUAGACAUCGGGGAAACAACGAGAGGAGUCGAGCAGAGCCUUCCUCCAACCCUUUCCAUUUUGGCAGCCUUUCUGGGGCUGCUGAAGGAGGAGGAGGUGGAGGAGGAAACCAAGAUGACCUUCCAGAUCUUUCAGCCUUUCUGAGCCAAGAAGAAUUAGAUGAAAGUGUCAAUCUGGCAAGACUGGCCAUCAAUCAUGACCCCUUGGAGAAAGCCGAUGAAACGCAGGCUAGAAAACGUCUAUCUUCUGACCAAUUGAGACAUCCACCUAAAUCAAAUUUUGAGCCUAACUUCUGCCCGGAUAACCCUCAAAGCCCUAGCAGUCCUAAAGAGAGUCCCCAGGAGACGAAACGGCCACAGUAUAGCUCUGAAACCCAGUCGAAAAAGGUAUUCCUCAAUAAGGCCGCCGAUUUCAUCGAGGAGCUCUCCUCCCUUUUCAAGGCCCACAGCUCCAAAAGGAUCAGACCUCGCGCCUGCAAGAACCACAAGAGCAAACUAGAAUCUCAAAACAAAGUGACACCGGAAAGCAGCCCCAACUUCUCAGAUCUGUCGGAAAGACGAGAGCGAUCGUCAGUUCCCAUCCCCAUCCCCACCGACGCCAGGGAUAACGAAGUCAAUCACGCUCUGGAGCAGCAAGAAGCCAAGAGGCGCGAGGCCCAGCAGGCUGCGCAGGAGGCAGCUGGUGGCGAUGCCAGUCCCGGGUCUUCACCUUCUUCUCUGUACUACGAGGAACCCCUGGGGCAGCCUCCCCGCUUCACUCAGAAGUUACGGAGCAGAGAAGUCCCCGAAGGAACCCGAGUACAGUUGGAUUGUAUAGUGGUAGGAAUUCCUCCACCUCAAGUAAGGUGGUAUUGUGAAGGCAAGGAACUGGAAAAUUCCCCAGACAUUCACAUCGUGCAGGCAGGAAACCUGCACUCUCUCACCAUUGCUGAAGCCUUUGAAGAGGACACAGGACGCUAUUCUUGCUUUGCUUCUAACAUCUAUGGCACUGAUUCAACUUCUGCUGAGAUUUACAUAGAAGGGGUUUCUUCUUCUGACUCUGAGGGGGACCUUACGAAGGAAGAGAUGAACCGAAUCCAGAAGCCAAAUGAGAUGUCAUCACCCCCCACUACCUCUGCAGCCAUUCCUUCGGCAGUGCCCCAAGCCCAGCAUUUGGCAACCCAGCCCAGAGUAUCAACCAUCCAGCAGUGUCAGAGUCCCACCAACUAUCUUCAAGGACUGGAUGGAAAACCUAUCAUUGCAGCUCCUGUGUUUACAAAGAUGCUACAGAAUUUGUCUGCUUCCGAGGGUCAGCUGGUUGUCUUUGAAUGCAGAAUAAAAGGAGCUCCAUCCCCUAAAGUCGAGUGGUAUAGAGAAGGGACCCUGAUAGAAGAUUCUCCAGAUUUUAGGAUUUUACAGAAAAAACCUCGAUCCAUGGCAGAGCCAGAGGAGAUCUGUACUUUGGUCAUUGCUGAGGUGUUUGCAGAAGAUUCUGGGUGUUUCACAUGUACAGCAAGCAACAAAUACGGCACCGUGUCGAGCAUCGCACAGCUGGAUGUGAGAGGAAAUGAAGACCUAAGUAACAAUGGGGCUCUUCACUCAGCCAACUCCACCACCAACCUGGCUGCUAUUGAGCAACAGCCAUCCCCGCCCAACCCAGAGCCUCCUUCUGUGGAACAACCCCCCAGACCCAAACUUGAAGGCGUCUUGGUGAACCAUAAUGAGCCCCGGUCCAGCUCAAGGAUUGGGCUCCGUGUGCACUUCAAUCUGCCUGAAGAUGACAAAGAAAGUGAAGCAUCCUCAGGGGGAGGCGUGGCUACAGCCAACCUGAGCAGGCCUGACUCUUUCCCAGAAAGGCUCAAUGGGCAAGCAACAAAAAUCUCAGAGCCUUCCUCACCAAUCAAAGAGCCCCCGCCCAUUCUGGCCAAACCCAAACUUGACUCCAGUCAAUUACAGCAGCUUCACAACCAAGUCUUGCUGGAACAGCAGCAACUGCAAAACCCAUGUCCUGCAUCGCCCAAAGAGUUUCCCUUCCAGGGGAGCGUGCUGAACUCCACGGCCGCCUCCAGCAAGCAGGCCAAGGCCCCUGCCGCACAGACUUUCAGCUUGGCCCGGCCCAGGCACUUCUUUCCCUCGGCCAGCGCCACCACGACUCCUGGGUCCCCAUCCAGCUCUCCGGUGUUCACCCUGACCAGCGCUCCUCAAACAGUUCAGAGGACAGUGUGCAAAGAAAGCCCCUUAGCGCCCAACCCUUCCGUGCAAACAAAAUCUCCAGGUGGAGGUUCCAUCCAAAACCAGCCACUUGGUCCAGGCCCAGCAGAGCCAGCACCGCCAUCGCUCUCGUUUUCCAUCCCCAGCGCAAACCAGUUUCAGCCCCAGUGUGUGUCCCCAACACCUGUUUCUCCUACCGGCCGGAUUCAGAACCCAGUGGCUUUCCUCAGUUCCGUGCUACCUUCUCUCCCAGCCAUCCCACCCACCAAUGCUAUGGGACUGCCUAAAAGUGCGCCAUCUGUGCCAUCCCAGGGACUAAUGAAGAAGAAUACCAAGUCUCCUCUACCAGUGAGUGAUGACUACAUUCGUGAAACUAAGAAUGCAGUGAUUCUAGACUUGGGGAAGAAAAUGAGUUUCAAUGAUGUCAGAUCAAACCAGCAGGAGUACAAAAUUUCAAGCUUUGAACAAAGGCUGAUGAAUGAGAUCGAGUUUCGCUUGGAACGUACGCCUGUGGAUGAGUCAGAUGACGAAAUCCAGCACGAUGAGAUCCCCACCGGCAAGUGCAUUGCUCCCAUCUUUGAUAAAAGGCUCAAGCACUUCCGGGUUACAGAAAGCUCCCCAGUCACCUUCACCUGCAAAAUUGUUGGGAUUCCAGUUCCAAAGGUUUACUGGUUCAAAGAUGGGAAGCAGAUUUCUAAGAGAAACGAACACUGCAAAAUGCAGCGCGAAGGAGAUGGGACAUGUUCUCUGCACAUUGAAUCCACCACCAAUGAUGACGAUGGCAACUACACCAUCAUGGCAGCCAACCCCCAGGGAAGAAUCAGCUGUUCUGGCCACCUGAUGGUGCAGAGUUUGCCCAUUCGCAGCCGACUAACACCUGCUGGUCAGUCUCACAGGGGAAGGUCUCGAGUGCAAGAAAGAGACAAAGAGCCCCUACAAGAACGCUUCUUCCGACCACAUUUCCUGCAGGCUCCUGGAGACAUGGUAGCUCAUGAAGGGUGCCUCUGUCGCCUGGACUGUAAGGUGAGCGGCCUACCGCCCCCAGAGCUGACAUGGCUGCUCAAUGGCCAACCUGUGCUACCAGAUGCCACACAUAAGAUGCUGGUCAGGGAGACGGGAGUCCAUUCUCUGCUCAUUGACCCACUCACCCAACGUGAUGCAGGGACCUAUACAUGCUUGGCUACCAACAAAACUGGGCAGAAUUCCUUUAGUCUGGAGCUCUCUGUAGUAGCCAAAGAAGUGAAGAAAGCCCCUGUGAUCCUGGAGAAACUGCAGAACAGCGGCGUUCCUGAGGGCCACCCCGUGAGGCUGGAGUGCCGCGUGAUUGGCAUGCCCCCACCGGUCUUCUACUGGAAGAAAGACAACGAGACCAUCCCUUUCACCAGAGAGAGGAUCAGUAUGCACCAAGACACAACAGGGUAUGUCUGCCUCCUCAUUCAGCCAGCCAAGAAAUCAGAUGCUGGAUGGUAUACAUUGUCAGCCAAGAACGACGCUGGCAUUGUGUCCUGCACUGCCAGGCUGGAUAUAUAUGCUCAAUGGCACCAGCAGAUCCCACCACCCAUGUCCAUCCGACCCAGCGGCAGUCGCUAUGGAUCUCUCACUAGUAAAGGACUUGACAUUUUUUCUGCCUUUUCCUCCAUGGAAAGCACGGUGGUGUAUUCUUGCUCUUCUCGGAGUGUGGUGGAGAGCGAUGAGCUUUAAGGAUGUCUGGGUGGCUGCGGUGUUGAGGGGGCGGACUGUGGAGAGGGCAGGAGGGCAAGCCAGGCAGAGGUUUCAAGCAAUUGGAUUUGAGUGAGUUCCCACGCUGCUGGAUCUGUGGCAAGAAGCUUUGAAUAAGGUUGGCUGGGAGCUCACACUCUAGCUGAGGGAGAGCUAUAGGGCUGGGCCUCCUACAGAUUCCAGCAACAACAACGAACACCACAAAAUGUAAGUAGACAAUACACAUGAACCAAAGAUGUCAUACCACUGCUGUCCACUGCUUUGGGGAAAAGCUAGCCUGCUUCUUGGACCCUGUUCUCUUAGUGAUGCUCAGCCCCUACUAGGGGCAACUAGAGGCCCUAUGCCUGGGCUGAGAAGACCAUAGGAUAUAAUGGUUUCACCCAGCAAUGCAAAGGCAACAGGUGGGAAGGUCACCAGCACCUAUUACUGGUCACAGUGGUAGCAGUAGUUUUAGUGAAUUCAUUCAGUCAGCUUCCACUCAGCAUUAGAAAAUCAGGCUGUACAACCCACAAAUGUGGUGAAAUGCUUUUGCUUUAUACAUCCUGGUGUAGGCAGCCACAUAAUAAAGUGCCAAAUUGCGCUUGAGAUAUUAAAAAAAAAAAGCAAAUCCCAGCAACACUCACUAUUGUACAAUGUGCUUAUUCUGUGGCCAAAAUAGAGCCCUAGCAGUUUAGCCAUACCAUUUUCUUUUGGAUAGGGAACUACUUUUUUUUUCUUCUUUCUGACUACAUCUGCCUAGACUCUAGAACAAAAAGGCCUAUUAACAAAUCAAUCAGAAAAAGAAAAAUAUUCUGCAGGGCUGUAAGGUCAUUUUAAAAAGAGCCAGCUUCAGCCGGUGACUUAUGCCUGUAAUCCUAGCUUCUCUGGAGACUGAGAUCUGAU